Messenger RNA from Priapulus caudatus, 4030 nucleotides. Its product is annotated as synaptotagmin-5-like. Gene Ontology annotation, molecular function: calcium-dependent phospholipid binding; phosphatidylserine binding; clathrin binding. The transcript is spliced from 11 exons. The coding region runs from base 624 to 2039 and encodes 471 amino acids. Gene Ontology annotation, biological process: regulation of calcium ion-dependent exocytosis; cellular response to calcium ion; calcium-ion regulated exocytosis. The record is from RefSeq and is a predicted model, not a curated record. Lineage: Eukaryota; Metazoa; Priapulida; Priapulimorpha; Priapulimorphida; Priapulidae.
UGCACGUGGUACGAUCAGCCAUAACGGGGCUGCUGCCUGGCGACAGGAGCUAGAGCACUGCAUGCAUACUCCUCGGUGCCUGUGAGCGUGUGCGGACCCCAACGCGUGUAUCGCAUGCACCACCGCCCACCCCGAGUGCGCUGAUGAGGUGUUGUGUCGUGCUGGCCGCAAAUCGAAAUCGGUUCGAAUUAGAUUCACGCUGGUGCGGCAGCCGCAAGACGCGCGGAGAGGACGACGGCAUCAGCAGUAGACAGGAAUUUUCGGCUGCGAUGAUCAGACUCGAUGAUUCGCGUGAACACUUCGUCCGUGCAUCAUGUUCCGCGGGGCGGCAGUAGCAUGCGAACGACAGCAUGAGACGGGAGCAUGAGCUAUCACUGCGCGCUCGUGCCAUUGCCAAUAUAACAGCGUAGAUCUGAAUAUGUGUGCGGCUACAAUACGCUGACGUACGUUCACAGGUACACACACACACGCGUGCGCGCGCGCGCUCAUAUUGUAUGCAUAGUGACUGUAUUGAGCCGGGUACUUGCCACCAGACAGGAGCUAUAUCGCACAGGAUUUAAGAGCGUUUAACGAAGGCAUCUCGUCGAACUACACAGACUUGGGGAGAUCACCUAUAAGAUUGCAUGACGUUUGCAAACCGCAUGUUUACUUCUGCAAUGGCAGAGAUGACAUCUAGCUACAGGGGAUAUGAGAUUGCCAUUUUCGUUUUGGUACCUCUCCUAGUCCUGGUUCUGUGUGCUGUGGUAGUCUACGUUCUUUGCUCGAGGAAGUACAAGUUAAAUUGGUACGACAAAACCAUGCUGGAAGCGGGGCCCGGACAGGAUCCUGAAGAUGAAAAGAGGGUAUUUAUCAAACGAAAGGUGUUUACAAAUAAGUUGGGCAGUGUCAACAGCAGCUGUGAGGUCAAUGAUCAGUUUUGGGUUCCGACUAAACAGCUCAGCUAUACCGACCGCAGUGACUUUGGCGAAAGUGAAGACGAUCACUCCCAGCCUAUCACGCCUAACACGCCGCUAGGCAUCAAGGUCCCAUCAUUUCACCUGGCGGCUGAGAGGCUGUCGCAGAGGACCGUACAACCCCCAUCAUCCCCGGGAGCGAGCAGUGGCGAAUCGAGUCCAAGAUUGUCUAGGGGAAGGUUCGCGUCCAUGCACGCGAAGCUGGACCACACUAAGAUAAACAGAGAUAUGUACAAAAAGGGUGUGCUUACGAAGACAACAGACUCACAGGGAAGCAUCCCCGAAGAGAUACUUGGGUCCAUGCACAUGACUCUGUCCUUCAACAGGGAGAUUUCUUUGCUCACGGUUCAUUUCCUACAGAUUCAGAACUUAUCGGCCAAAGACAUAACACGUGCACCCAACCCGUACUGUAAGCUAACCAUAGGACCGGAGCGCAGACAGCAAGUACAGAGCAAAACGCAACAGAGGACAUUUAACCCCGAGUUCAACGAAGAAUUCCUGUUAGAGGUGAGCGAUAUAGAGUCUAGUCUGCUUGAGGUAGAGGUUUUCGACUUUGACCCGUGCUGCAAACACGAUUGCUUUGGAGUGGUGACGGUGCCUCUGCGUGACCUCAACCUAUGCGAGCCACUUACCGUUUCAACAGGAAUUACGGCACCUAUUGACACAGCACCAAAUAAUUGUAGUCUAGGAGAACUACAAUUCUCGAUCAGUUACCUGACGAGCGCUGAGAGACUGACACUGGUUAUCAUGCGAACCCGGUAUAUGAAGAUAGAUGGCAAAUCGUCAGACCUGUACGUAAAGGUGUCACUGCUACGUGGCGGCAAACGUUUAAAGAAAAAGAAAACGUCAACAAAGAGAAACACGCCGAAUCCCGCCUUUCAUGAAGCUCUGGUUUUUUCCGUUUCAAAGGAACUUCUCUCAAACCUUACAAUUGAACUGAUGGUUAUCAACGAGAACUUGCUGGGGAACAAUGAGGUGAUGGGUCGCAUCAUCCUCUCAUCCGAAAGCAAAGGCUUAGAGCUUGAGCACUGGCUGGAUGUUGUAAACAUCCGCAACGCCACGGGUCGCUGGCACUCCCUCGUUUGAUUGAUUGCCAGGGCAACAUAUAUCGACGUCGCUAGCCGAUAAACCUGACUGGAUUCAUGCGUGACACAAUUACUGUUGCCGUAUCUUCCCGGUAGAAGAUACCCGACACGCGCUUAACUUAUGGCUAUUUGUGUACAUUCUGAUGAACAUCAGAGUCAGAGUCUCAUUUCUGUCUAUGUCAACAUGAAAUAAAUUAUUAUUAGCCACGAGAUUCGUGGCGAUGGUUUAGAUUCUAACGUGGGUAGCUCCAAUAAGUCCAGAUUUCUGAGUUGAUAAAUUUUAAUUUCCCGGUGAUAAAUGCACAUGCAUAGUAAUAAAAGUACCAAGAGAGUCCUGAUGGGGUACCCCAAAUCUUAUUGCGUAGUAAAUAUUUGGAUCUUUCCCAAUUAUCCGUAAAUAUUUAUCGUUCUCAUUAUAAUCUAUUGAUGAUAAUCAUGAUGAUAUAAGCAUUAAUCAUAUCAUCAUAAUCAUUAAUCAUAUCAUCAUUGAUGAUAUAAUCUUACUGAAAAAAAAUCAAUAGGCUUAAUAUAAGAAUGCUGGUGACAAUCGAGGCAAAACAAAAUUCGCGGUAAAGAAUUAGACGUUUUCACACAAAUGCUAAUGUCUAGAAGAGAAUCAUGAGUCAAGCCAAAUAGAGAAUCAUGACUAGCGGUAAGAAAUUCUAGCUUUUCACUAUAAUAUGAAAAUGUAUAGCCAUGUUACGCCACGUGCCAUACACCCUAUACACCCUAUCAUGCAGCACCCUCCACCAUGCAAAUUUGGCACACAUCUAAUACCUUUCGCGGAGCACUUCUACUUAGCAUGUUUGGGCGGGGCUAGAUGCCCCACUAUAGUUUCGUGGCAUUAGAGUUUGAUUUUAGUAAAAAUUAAUUUUAUUAGAUAAUUAGUUUAUUUGGAUUUAUACAAAAUUGGGCGCCAUUGAAUUUUGAAAUGCAUUUUUGAAUAUAUCUCUCAUUUCGAGUAACAUAUUUUUGUGGAUUCGGUUGCGAGGCUAUAGUUUUGGAACACGUGAUCUUAUAUUAUUACAUAUAUUAGGCCUACAUAGUACAUAUAAGUGGAGAUAUAUUCAAAGAAAUGUAUUUACAAAUUUCCUGGCACAUGUUUUUCUAUGUGCAAAUGAGGUAAUUAACUAACCAUCUUAAAUUUAACUUGAAACAGUUAAGUAUGUCACAAAACGGUAUUAUAGCAUUCAAAAUGUUAGUUGGAAAUGGAGAAAUGCACAAAGAAAUGUAUUUUUAAACCCUAGUGCGGCCAUCCUAUAAUGAAAAUGUUUUACCACUCCCUUUAACAGGAAAUUUCACUCCGGUCCACUUUUCAUUUUACUUAACGACUCUCAAAGUACCUGUAUGUGGGUGCUAUAAAGCUUCACUAGAGGACUCGACGAGCAUAAUAUAUCUGUUCAUUCGAGUAAUGUCUGGUGGGUUUAUGGUAAGACAAGUUACAGGCGAAGAAAAUAGAGCGAUGUUUACCGUCGCCAUAAUUUUAUCAAUAACUAGGCCCUACCAGUGAUUGCUCCAUUCAAAAGCACCGAUAUCUAUUUUGUGGUUAAAAACGCACAUGUCAAUAAUUAAACAAUUACAUGUAAUCCAAUGCUAAUAUCAGACAAAAGGGUGUUGUUCUCGGUGGCUUCAAGUAUGUCGCAUUCUGGCGUCCUUUGUUUGUACGUGAGUAGAGUGCAUGUUUAUUAUGUAUAUCUCCCUUUACUCAAAAAUAGUAAAUAAACAGAUGAAUAGAUUCUGUUCUAUUUUCAAGCCAUGGUUGAUUUAUAACACACUGUAUGGGGAAAGAUAUGAAAUGUAAACUGUGUACAUUUUUACAUCAACUGACUGCUCAUUAUGAUGUUUCUUGAAUGCCAAAUCGCUAUUUAGGUAACAUAUCCCACCAUCUACCAAAAAACACAGCACAAUGGAUACAUGUAAUAUUAUCGGAUACAGUGUAUGAUUGUCGUACUGCAAUUUUAGGUAAUAAUUCCUUUGUCAUAGAACUUAUAU